CAAUAAUUGAUUUGAAAUUGAAAAAGCUUUCCAUUAAUGUAUUAUACAAAUUGUGCCAACAUUCUGCUUGUCAUGUUCUACCUUACACGCACUCCACUCUCUCUUCGUCUCCUUCCUCACGCCUUCUCUUCAUUCUUCUUCUUCUCCUUCUCAAAAUCUCCCAGUUCAUUUGAUCCUCUGCAAUAUCUCCGAUUGGGUUUGAAUUAUUCUUUUGUAUAAUUGACUUAAUUGUGAAAAAAAGAUUCGAAAUCAAUGGGUGUUGAUUACUACAAUGUACUAAACGUGAAUCCAAGCGCGAGCGAAGAUGAUCUGAAGAAAUCAUACCGGAGAUUAGCGAUGAAAUGGCACCCUGACAAAAACCCCACGAGCAAGAAAGAAGCUGAGGCUAAAUUCAAGCAGAUCUCCGAAGCUUACGACGUUCUGAGCGAUCCUCGUAAGCGUCAGAUCUACGAUCAGUACGGAGAAGACGGGCUUAAGUCUUCGGAUUUUCCCACGGCAGGAGAGACGGCGGCGGCUCAGCAGCGGAGUUACUCCUCCGACGCUGGGUUCCGGUACUAUCCGCGAGACGCGGAGGAUAUCUUCGCCGAAUUUUUCGGCGCGUCGGGGGAAGUGUUCGGCGGAGGGAGCAGCGGCGGCGGCGGGAGGAGGAACGGUGAAAACGGAGGGAGUAGAUUCAGAAGCGCGGAGGCGGGAAGUCAGACGACGAGUAGGAAAAUGCCGGCGAAUAGGAAAGCUCCGGCGAUUGAAAGCAAAUUGGCUUGUACUCUUGAGGAAUUGUAUAAAGGUGGAAGGAGGAAGAUGCGAAUUUCACGCGUUGUUCCUGAUGGUCUUGGAAAGCCAAAGCCAGUCCAAGAGAUCUUGAAAAUAGACAUAACACCAGGAUGGAAGAAAGGAACAAAGAUAACUUUCCCGGAGAAAGGAAACCAAGAACCAGGCGUCACUCCCGCUGAUCUCAUCUUCGUCAUCGACGAGAAACUACAUUCGAUCUACAGAAGAGACGGAAACGAUCUGAUCGUAGACAAGAAAGUCUCGCUCUUGGAGGCUCUAACGGGACUCACUCUUACCCUAACGACACUAGACGGGAGGAACCUGACAAUACCGGUUUUGGAUAUCGUUAAACCGGGUCACGAGAUUGUGAUCCCUAACGAAGGGAUGCCCAUCUCUAAAGAAAUUGCAAAGAGAGGUGAUCUCAAAAUCAACUUUGAGAUAUGUUUCCCUUCGAGGCUAACAUCAGACCAGAAGACAGAUCUCAAGAGAGUUCUUGGUGGAACCGGAAUCGAUAACUAGUUUCAAGAAGUAAGGUUCUUGAAUUCGAAAAGUCAGAUUCGGUGUACAUAUACAAUGUGUUACAGAACACACUCUGAAUAAAGAGUUUCAAGGUGAAACAGAUCAGAUCUUUUUUCGGUUUUGAUCUCAUCAAAGUUAUAUAUGUGUAACUCUGGACUUUUGAAAAGCCAUUUGAAGAUGAUCUGCAACUUUUUUUUUUUUUUUCAUUUACUCUAUUUACAU
Messenger RNA from Thlaspi arvense, 1509 nucleotides. The record is from the annotation of a GenBank genome assembly. NCBI's taxonomy places the organism in Eukaryota, Viridiplantae, Streptophyta, Magnoliopsida, Brassicales, Brassicaceae.